Molecule: messenger RNA, 2943 nt
Organism: Leucoraja erinaceus (little skate)
Lineage: Eukaryota; Metazoa; Chordata; Chondrichthyes; Rajiformes; Rajidae
Product: POU domain, class 5, transcription factor 3-like
Exons: 5
Coding region: 15-1238 (407 amino acids)
Biological process (GO): regulation of transcription by RNA polymerase II
Molecular function (GO): RNA polymerase II cis-regulatory region sequence-specific DNA binding; DNA-binding transcription factor activity, RNA polymerase II-specific
Source: RefSeq, a predicted model, not a curated record
AGGGCCAGGCUGGGAUGUCGGGGACACUAAGUCCAAGCCACGGGCCCCCAGUGACACACAGGGUGAACCAUUCUCCAGAGAGCGCGGCGCUGCCUGCUUUCUCCAGCGGUGUAGUGCAGGACAUGGGCAGCCAGAUGUACAAGCCGGGCUACAGCAGCAUGGGGGGCCAGUACCUGUUCCCCCUGGGCCCACGGAAGAGCGAGUACGGCGGGUGUGAUACGGCGGCACUGCCGCACCCCGGCUACUGGCACCAGCCCCCCGUGGCCGAACCCCCCUCGGCUGCCCACUGGCCGCAGGGUCACCCCCACUCCGGCCAUUCGGCCCACAUCAAGGUGGAGAAGGAUGGCUUCAGCUCACCUCCCCAUCCCUCCUACCCCCACCGUUGGUGCGGCCCCGGCUUCUGGCCGCCCGUCCCCGGCUCCAGCUCUCCGGCCAGCGGCUCCGGACAGCCGUGCCCCGGCUACAGCAGCUUCCCCUCGCCGCCACACAUGUUCCCCAGCCCCUCGCAGCUCAGCGACUCCAACCCGGCAACGCAAUCCAUCGCCGGCUCCACUGGCAACACCAGCGAGGAGGGACAGUCCAGCGACAGCGAGGAGGAAUAUCCGACCAAGGAGAAAAUGGAACAAUUUGCCAAAGAGCUGAAACACAAGAGGAUUACACUUGGCUUCACACAGGCUGAUGUGGGAUUGGCUUUGGGGAACCUCUAUGGCAAGAUGUUCAGCCAGACCACCAUCUGCCGGUUCGAAGCCUUGCAGCUGAGUUUCAAAAACAUGUGCAAACUGAAGCCCAUUCUACAGCGCUGGCUCAAUGAUGCUGAGAGUGAUGGUGGUAUCCAUGAGAUCUGUAACGUGGAGCAGGUUCUAGACCAGUCCAGGAAGAGGAAGAGGAGAACCAGCAUUGAGAAUGGAGUGAAGAAUAACCUGGAGACCUACUUCAUGAAGUGCCCAAAGCCAACCAGUGAAGAAAUCUCCCAGAUCGCAGAAGACCUCCGAUUGGACAAAGAGGUGAUCAGAGUUUGGUUUUGCAACCGAAGGCAGAAGGGGAAGAGGAUGACCCUCCCGUGUAUGGAGGAGAAUGAGCUGCAGAUCAACGAGGAGAGCCCAAUCCGCCUGUCUCCUGGCUCUCUCAUGCCAGACCCCUGUGUACCCCAGGGGUACGUGAUGCCACCACACAUGUACAUGUCCCCCUUCCCUCAGCCUCUGCACCCUGCCGUGACCAUGGGGAACCACAGCAGUUAGAGGAGCAAGAUGGAGUAACUCGGUGGGACGGGCAACAUCCCUGGAGAGAAGGAAUGGGCGACGUUUCGGGUCAAGAACCUUCUUCAGCGUGGAGACCCUCAGUCUGAAGAAGUUGUCUCGACCCGAAAAAUCCCCAUUCCUUUUUCUAGAGAUACUGCCUGUCCCGCUGAGUUACUCCAGCACUUUGUGUCUACCUUUGGCUUAAACCAGCAUGUGCAGUUCCUUCCUGCACAGAUAGAGGAUCAACUGUACAAGGACAUUGACUAAUGCUACCUGGUGGUAGAACGUUCUCACCUUCUAAGAGCAGAAUUUGGCCAUUCUGCCCAUCGUCUAGUCUGCCAUCCCAUCAUGGCUGAUCUCUGUUGCCUGAAUGUUGUCCCUAAACUCUCUUGUAUCCAAUAAAAGUUAAUGAGGGGGUUUUAUCUGCUGCUAAAGUUCCAUACUGGCCACUUUUUAAAUUUGUUGUACAAUCAUCCCUCUCCCUGUCUCAGUUCUGGAUGUUAGCAUGCUUCAUUUUAUAUAAAAAUAUUAUUUAAUGGCAAUUGUCUAAAUAUUUGCAUUGAAUAUUUUGCCUUCAGUUUCUCCAUCUAAAUUGUUUGUGAAAAUGUAUCUGUAUAUUUUAAUGUUGCAUGUAAUAUUUUUUGCUUCAUGAAGUUCAGCCACUCAGGCCAUGAAAAUAUCUCCCAACGAAAAUCUACAGUAGCGGUGUGACUGUAGAGACAAGAUCCAUUGGAAAUGAUCAGAGUUGCUGAAGAAAUGCUGUCCAUCUGUUGCCUUGACUGUACACCCCUCCUACAGGGUUGCCUUUGGACCAGUUCCAUAAGACAUGGCAGCAGAAUUAGGCCAUUCGGCCCAUCAAGUCUGCUCCGCCAUUCAAUCACGACUGAUCUACCUCUCCCUCUCAUUCUCCUGCCUUCUCUCCAUAACCUCUCUAGUCAAGAACCUGUCAAUCUCCGCUUUAAAAAUACCCAUUGACUUGGCCGCCACAGAUGUUUGUGGCAAUGCAUUCCACAAAUAGGGCGGCCCGGUGGCACAGCGGUAGAGUUGCUUCCUCACAGCGCCAGAGACCCGGGUUCGAUCCUGACUACGGGUGCUGUCUGUAUGGAGUUUGUACGUUCUCCCUGUGACCCCGUGGGUUUUCUCCGGGUGCUCCGGUUUCCUCCCACACUCCAAAGACGUGCAGGUUUGUAGGGUAGAAUCGUAGUGAUACAGUGUGAAAAUAGGCCCUUCAUCCCAACUUGCCAACAUGUCCCAACGACACUAGUCCCACCUGCCUGUGCUUAGUCCAUAUCCCUCCAAACCCGUCCUAUCCAUGUACCUGUCUAAUUGCUUCUUAAACGUUGCGAUAGUCCCAGCCUGAACUACCUCCUCUGGCGGCUCGUUCAAUACACCCACCACCCUCUGUGUGAACAAGUUACCCCUCAGACUCCCACAAAAUCUUUUUCCUUUCACCUUGAACCCAUAUCCUCUGGUCCUCGAUUCCCCUACUCUGGGCAAGAGACUCUGUGCAUCUACCCGAUCUAUUCCUCUCAUGAUUUUAUUCACCUCUAUGAGAUAGCCCCUCAUCCUCCUGCGCUCCAAUGAAUAGAGUCCCAGCCUGCUCAGCCUCUCUCUAUAGCUCACACCCUCUAGUCCUGGCAACAUCCUCAUGAAUCUUCUGCCAGAUGCUACCGGACCUGCUGAGUUACUCCAGCACCAGUCUCUG